AGAAGGUUUUCGCUAGCCUCCCCCAAGUGGAGCGGGGCGUCUCCAAGAUCCUCGGCGGAGACCCCAAGGGCAAUCAUUUUCUCUACACCAAUGGCAAGUGCGUCAUCCUGAGGAAUAUCGAUAACCCCGCUAUUGCUGACAUCUACACAGAACAUGCCCAUCAAGUGGUAGUGGCCAAGUAUGCACCCAGUGGGUUCUACAUUGCUUCUGGAGAUGUCUCUGGGAAGCUAAGGAUCUGGGAUACCACACAGAAGGAGCAUCUUCUAAAGUAUGAGUACCAGCCUUUUGCUGGGAAGAUCAAGGACAUUGCCUGGACGGAAGACAGUAAGAGGAUCGCCGUGGUCGGGGAAGGAAGGGAGAAGUUUGGAGCUGUCUUUUUAUGGGACAGUGGCUCUUCUGUGGGUGAGAUCACUGGACACAACAAAGUCAUCAACAGUGUGGACAUCAAGCAGAACAGGCCCUACCGACUAGCAACUGGGAGCGAUGAUAACUGUGCAGCAUUCUUCGAGGGCCCUCCUUUCAAAUUCAAGUUUACAAUUGGUGAUCACAGCCGCUUUGUCAACUGUGUGCGGUUCUCUCCUGAUGGGAACAGGUUUGCCACAGCUAGUGCCGAUGGCCAGAUAUUCAUUUAUGAUGGAAAGACAGGAGAGAAAGUGUGUGCUCUUGGAGGAAGCAAGGCUCAUGACGGAGGAAUUUAUGCUAUUAGUUGGAGUCCCGAUAGCACUCAUUUGCUAUCUGCCUCUGGAGAUAAAACCUCUAAGAUUUGGGAUGUCAACGUGAACUCUGUGGUCAACACAUUUCCCAUGGGCUCCAGUGUCCUGGACCAGCAGCUGGGCUGCCUGUGGCAGAAGGACCACCUCCUCAGCAUCUCCCUGUCUGGAUAUAUCAACUAUCUGGACAAGAACAACCCCAGCAAGCCCCUCUGGGUCAUCAAGGGUCACAGUAAAUCCAUCCAGUGUCUGACAGUGCACAGAAAUGGUGGCAAGUCCUACAUCUAUUCCGGAAGCCACGAUGGACAUAUCAAUUACUGGGAUUCCGAAACAGGAGAGAAUGACUCCUUCUCUGGAAAAGGCCACACAAAUCAGGUGUCCAGGAUGACGGUGAAUGAGUCUGGGCAGUUGGUCAGCUGCAGCAUGGAUGACACUGUGCGGUACACCAACCUCACACUGAGGGACUAUAGUGGACAAGGAGUUGUGAAACUGGAUGUUCAACCAAAGUGUGUAGCUGUUGGUCCUGGGGGAUAUACUGUGGUCGUGUGCAUUGGACAGAUUGUCCUCCUGAAGGACCAGAAAAAGUGCUUCAGUAUCUACAACCCUGGCUAUGAGCCCGAAGUCGUGGCCGUGCACCCUGGUGGGGACAUGGUGGCUGUUGGGGGCUCGAUGCUCACCGGCUGCACCAUGUCAGCAGCCUGGCCUGGCUGGAUGAGCACACAUUGGUCACCACUUCCCAUGACGCCUCUGUGAAGGAGUGGACAAUCACCUACUGAGGACGCCGCUCACCCCACGGACCGAAUCAGGGACUAGAUUUUUAACUGCCUCAGAGCACCCUUCUCUUAACUAUUUCUGUAACGCUCCCCUUCCCGCCUGUCCCGGGAGUGAGCAGGGCCUGCGAAUACCCUCCUCUCUACAGGGAGUCUAUGUCUGUACGCGUCCUUCUGAAAGCUUUAGACAGUAACAGUUUGCACAUGAGAAAUAAAGCAAGCACUUAAACAGCAUGUGGAGCGUACCUGAAAACUUACAGCCCACCAGACCGUGAGAGCGUGGAACAUUCCAGAGGCAGCAGCCUCCAAAGCACAGACCCCAGCCCCUGUGGCUCUUGCAGCUUAUCAGGAAGCUGGGUAGGGAGCAGGCCACGGCUCUCCUUUCCCAUGCAAGAUGCAGCUGCACUGGAGAGGAGGAGCUGCUCUGCAGACCCCUGUGUCAGCAUUCUGGGUAGAGCAGGUGUCUACUCCGUGGUGUAAGUCAUGUUACAUGGCUGUCUCCCUGGAGUUAUCCCCAGAUCCCAUGGGGACAUGUGAACCUUGAUCUCAUUGUCAGAUUUUGUGCUUGAUUUUAAGAAUGGAAUCAUGGGUUUUUUUGUUUGUUUUGUUUUUGUUUUUUUUUUUUUAAUGUAUCUUGACUGUUGUCUGUCUUGUUCCUGAGCUGGCGUGCUGACAGUACCAUGUCUAGGCGAGUAGUGCCCUUCAUAGCCAGACUGAGGCUAUGGUCACAUGAUCACCAUGCUUCAAUGUUUUCCUGUCUCUUUCCCUCCUUCUCCCCUGGGCCCAAUGCAGAGAUUAAGGACAAGAUGAUGUCACUGUAACUUGUCAUGUUUUUACCUUUUUUUUUUCUUUUUCAGUGCAGAAAUUAAAGUAAGUAUAAAGCACCGUGAUUGGCAGUUUCUUUGCGUGUGUCGGAAUCACUGGUAAAUGUUGGCUGAGAACAAUCCCUCCCCUUGCACUUGUGAAAACACUUUGAGCGCUUUAAGAGAUUAGACUGAGAAAUAAUUAAAUAUCUUUUCUCUUGAUUGUGGA
Molecule: messenger RNA, 2512 nt
Organism: Cricetulus griseus (Chinese hamster)
Lineage: Eukaryota; Metazoa; Chordata; Mammalia; Rodentia; Cricetidae
Source: RefSeq, a predicted model, not a curated record